ACUUGCACAUAGCCCGACCCAAGAUUGGGUUGAGUGAGUAUGUAUGCAUCAACUCUGAAUAAUCAGACAGAGAAUAAUCAGACAGGGUGCAUAAGCCCUGGUUCGGACUAAACACGAGUGUCACUUUGUCUUAUCAAGCUUUUGAUAUUGUGCAAGAAAGGUGUGUAUAGAACAUUUUGCUGUAUCAUCCACCCGGAUCUGCUUCUUCAGUAGUAAAUUGAGUGAGUGACAUUUAAUUCCCAGCUCAAUAAUUGGGAGUAACAAGGUGUGUGACACGAAGGGAAGCAGAAAGGAUGGAGAUUUCAUGGUUCCAGAGGCAAUGGGAUGCAGUGUCAGACUUUUGGGGUGGUGACGAAUUCAGCAUCCAUGUCUAUGGCACCUUUGGCGUCACUGCCUUGGCGUACUGGGGACUUGGGGGCAUUUUCUUGAUCCUGGACUAUCUGGGACCACCACCCUUCCUCAUGCGCUACAAGGUUCAGGAGAACGUCAAAACUUAUCCGAUAUCCCGGGAACAGUUGGUGGACCUGUUGAAGGUUGUGGGUUUCAACCAGCUGCUCAUCCUGCCCUUUGCGGCUGUGAAGUAUUGGUGGGAGGAGUGGAGGGGUGUGGUCCGUCCUCAAGAGCUGCCCAGCCUGACGAGCGCCAUCCUCCACCUCGCCGUCUUCGCCCUGGCCACCGAGGUCUUUUUCUACUACUCCCACCGCCUCCUCCACCACCCGCUCAUUUACAAGUCCAUCCACAAGAAACACCACACGUGGAUCUCUCCAAUCGCGUUUGCAGCCGCGUACUGUCACCCCGUGGAGCACAUCGUUUCCAACGUAUUUCCACUCGCAGUGGGGGCUCUGCUGCUCAAUUCGCACAUUGCACUCCUGUGGGUUUACGCAGUUAUUGGGACAUUUGAAACAUUGACGGUCCACUCUGGCUUUCACCUUCCGUUUUUGAAGUCGCCCGAGUUCCACGACUUUCACCACCUCAAGUUCAACUAUAACUACGGCGUGGUUGGGCUAAUGGACUGGAUACAUGGGACGGACUCGCUCUUCCGGACAUCCAAGCAGUUUCUCCGUGAUAAGCGCUUGUGGUCGAUGACACCAAUCAAGGCGGUUGUGCCUUGAACAAAUCAAUUACUAGCUCCACCGUUCACGCCAUCAGCAUCUUUGUGUGCUUUACAAGCGAAACAUUUAUUUGCAAAUACAUUAUUAUCUCUUGAUUGAUUGAUUGUGGAUUAGUCGUGUCUCCACAGAGCAGGGAAUAAAUAAACCCAUAAUAAAGCA
Molecule: messenger RNA, 1271 nt
Organism: Folsomia candida
Lineage: Eukaryota; Metazoa; Arthropoda; Collembola; Entomobryomorpha; Isotomidae
Product: fatty acid hydroxylase domain-containing protein 2
Exons: 6
Coding region: 294-1112 (272 amino acids)
Biological process (GO): sterol biosynthetic process
Molecular function (GO): iron ion binding; C-4 methylsterol oxidase activity
Source: RefSeq, a predicted model, not a curated record